This is a messenger RNA of Cololabis saira (Pacific saury), 567 nucleotides long. It is a transcript of the gene mrpl33, whose product is annotated as mitochondrial ribosomal protein L33. The coding region runs from base 23 to 220 and encodes 65 amino acids. Gene Ontology annotation, cellular component: mitochondrion; ribosome. Lineage: Eukaryota; Metazoa; Chordata; Actinopteri; Beloniformes; Belonidae. Gene Ontology annotation, molecular function: structural constituent of ribosome. The record is from RefSeq and is a predicted model, not a curated record. The transcript has 4 exons. Gene Ontology annotation, biological process: translation.
UGGGAAAAAUACACAAUACAUCAUGUUUCUCACCACAUGCAACUUGGCUAAAGCAAAAUCUAAAACCAUCCUGGUGCAGAUGAUGAGCGCUGCAGGAACUGGAUUCUUCUUCAACACAAAGAGGAACCGGCUCAGAGAGAAGCUGGUGCUGCGUAAACACGACCCCUUCGUAAACAAGCAUGUGCUGUUUUUUGAAAAGAGGAAGAUCAGAUCAAUUUAACAAUGGACACCCACAUAUGGACUACAUGAAGCUGCAAAGUUUAAACACUGUUUAUUGUCAAGGAUUAAAGAAAGCAUUGGUCAGUCAGCAUUUCCGAUUGGCUGUCUCACAGACAGAUUUUUUUAAAAUCUUUUUUUCCCCUUUUUUGAUCAGUUAAAAUCCCACAGCUCUCCAAACUGCAGCAGUUCAGCGUGAAGCCGUGACUCAAUUUGAACAUUUUCCAUCAUCACUUUAAUUUAAAACUUGGUUGAUGUUCCAAGCUGUUUGCUCACAGAAUAAUAUCUUUUUGGUAUCAAUGGUUAUGUAAUGAACUCUGUUAACAUAAUUAAAAUGUUUUCUGAUAUGAA